UGAUGCGGGACCUCAGUCUAGUCAUGAGGAAACAUCAGGCAGAGCCAGAUUGAGGACCAUUCUACAAAAUAACCGACCAGCACUCUUCAAAAAUGUCAAGGUCGUGGAGGACAAGAAAAGACUGAGGAACUGCCACCAAUCGGAGGAGGACAGAUGCUCAUUCUGUGAGGCUAAAUUUAAGAGGGAUGAAAGUGUCAUGUGGCUGGAAGGGACCUUGCAAAGUCAGUCAGUGCAAGAACAACGACAUCUGCAGCAAUACUGAUGCUGUCUGUCUGUGCAGAGUUUUGGAAUUAUCCUCAGAGGCAGCGCGCCCGGCAUGACUUUGAGACUGUGAGUCAGGAGAGAAAGCCUUCACUGAUUUGCUCUGAAUCCAAUUAUUUGGUCCAAACUGGAAGAUGAAUCACGUGUAAGAGAGUCCAGAGAAGGAGAGUCCCAUGUACAACUCAAGAGGAGAACUGUGAGACGAUACAUUUCUGCUGUUUCCUAGUCUAUGAUUCUUCGUGACGGCAACCCUUGCAAACUCACACAGAAGAUGCAGGACCAGCGUAUACAAAUGGCUGACUGUCCUGAUGUGCCCGUGUGUGGUGUCCAGACAGAAGGCUCAGGCAGGAAAGUCCUCGGCGACAGUGGCUUUCUUCAUCUGUGUACUGACAGCCUGGGAGCGGGUGGCAGCGGCCACGCGGCGGAAAGAAAGAGCAGCUGAGCAUCCAUCCGGUGAGGUCCGAUGCCCUCGAAGGCGGUGGAUUUCUGCUGUGCCCCCUUGUGUACAGCUACACACCCCUUGGCGCCGGCUCCCUUCCCGCGUAGGUGACCCCUCUCCGUUCAGCCGCUCGGUGGCUGCGGGCCUCCGCCCAGCAGAGGGCAGCGUUGAGACACCAACGGCGCCGGCGCCCGGGGGCCACGCCAGGAAGCCGAGCGUCAGGACCCACGCUCGCUGCAGGCGCCAAGCUUUCAAGCAAUUCACCGGGAGCCCUUCCAGCCGCGUGACGGUGCCCCGAAAAGGAGCUGGUGACAGGAAUGAAAUAUUCAACAAAUCUGUUCCGCAGAAUGAAAAUGAGUUGUCGUUUAGCAUUUUAUCAUCUGGUGACACACUCUUCCCGCUUAAGGAAUCCAGCGUUGUGUGGACUUAUCAGCUUAAACCAUGUGGAUUUAGACCUCCGGCUGCUAAGGCGCACUGAUGGCCGCAGGAGAGGAGAAGAGUAAGCAAUGGCCUCGCUUUUGCUUCUCUUUGGGAUGGCCGCCACCACAUAGGACCUGGAUGUCCUACUGCUUUCCAGGAACAGAAAGAAGACCCUCUAUUUGUCUGUUUCAGUGGCAGCUUGGUAGUAAAAAAAAACUGUUGAAUGGGCCACAAUUUCAGCAGACCAUCACGUGAAUGGGACCAGUCUCUUUUCUUCCCGAAUAUCAGAAAUUAAGCGCUUGGAAAGGAGAUUUGGCCAAGAUGACCCAUUUACAGGCUGGACUCAGCCCAGAGACUAUAGAGAAAGCUCGCCUAGAACUGAAUGAAAACCCAGACGUUUUACACCAGGAUAUUCAGCAAGUCAGGGACAUGAUCAUCACCAGGCCUGACAUUGGAUUUUUACGCACAGAUGAUGCCUUCAUCCUGAGAUUCCUCCGAGCCAGGAAGUUUCACCAAGCAGAUGCCUUUAGACUCCUGGCCCAGUACUUCCAGUACCGCCAGCUAAACCUGGACAUGUUCAAAAACUUCAAGGCUGAUGAUCCUGGCAUUAAGAGGGCCCUCAUCGAUGGCUUCCCUGGAGUGCUGGAAAACCGCGAUCACUAUGGCAGGAAGAUUCUUCUGCUGUUUGCAGCCAAUUGGGAUCAGAGUAGGAACUCCUUCACAGACAUCCUCCGGGCCAUCCUGCUGUCAUUGGAAGUCCUUAUUGAAGAUCCGGAGCUCCAGAUAAAUGGUUUCAUUUUAAUUAUAGACUGGAGUAAUUUUUCCUUCAAACAAGCCUCCAAACUGACACCAUCAAUCCUCAAACUGGCCAUUGAAGGGUUGCAGGACAGCUUUCCUGCCCGCUUCGGAGGAGUCCAUUUUGUCAACCAGCCCUGGUACAUUCAUGCCCUGUAUACGCUCAUCAAGCCAUUCCUUAAAGACAAGACCAGGAAACGGAUUUUCCUGCAUGGAAACAACUUAAACAGCCUCCACCAGCUAAUACACCCUGAAUUUUUGCCGUCUGAAUUUGGAGGAACCCUUCCUCCUUAUGACAUGGGAACCUGGGCCCGGACGUUACUCGGCCCUGACUACAGCGAUGAAAAUGACUACACUCACACCUCCUAUAACGCAAUGCACGUGAAGCACACAUCCUCCAAUCUGGAGAGAGAGUGCUCACCCAAGCCCAUGAAAAGAUCUCAGUCUGUGGUAGAAGCUGGGACCCUGAAACAUGAGGACAAGGGAGAGAAUGAGAACACUCAGCCACUCCUGGCUCUGGACUGAACCCUGAGCCACCCUGUGCUCCGGACAUCGCCAGCCCUCAGUGGUAGCAGCCACCAGGAAGCACAUGUGCAACUGACCCCACAAUGCGUGCGUUCGGCUCGACACAAGGGCCUCCUCUCCUGCCACCCAGUAAUGACUCUCACCAGCCAUUGGUCUAAGCAGCCAAAGUUGAACAAAGACUUGAGAGAUGCUUUUUUUUUUCAAUGAGGGAAUUAGAGGAUGAAGCAAGGCAGUUAUGGAAACAAGAUUCCCCCCAUCCCAUAUUUAUAGUAUUAAGUGAAUUGAAAAGAGAAAAACUAAAUCUGACGCACACACUUCAUUAGGAUAAGGAUCUUUCUGAGGCUUUGCAGAGACUCUGUCCAGUUUUUGCAAUUUAAGAUUAAGUGCAUUUCCAAGUAGAUACAUAAGAAUUAAACUGUGCAGACACAACUGUCAAGUUUAAUGUAGUGCAAAGCCCCAGGACAAUAGUAUCUCCAGUGAUUUCCAUUCCUAUAUUGAAAUACUUUCUUUGACCUCAUCACCAGCAUCAAAUUUCAAAUUGUUCAGCCUAAGGGCACGUUCUCGUAGGUCUGGCUGUUUGCAGAGCUUGUUGUUGUUUUUUUUUUUGAUAUCCUGCAAAAAUGAUUUUGAUAUCACAUCUUUGAUCAGGCCACCAGCUGAUUAUCAUGAGCUAAUUUUAAACAAAGACACAAACGGAAAGAUCUCUAUUUCAUCUUAGCAAUGUGACUUCCCACAGGGGAUGUGUGUCUCUAGAGGGUGGGGGGGGUCUCAUUGAAAAUACAUGUCACUGAUUAAUGAAUCCAUUCAAGUUGCCUCACUUGGGUCACUACAGAAAAGAAAAGUGCUACAAAAGUAUCACACCGCUCCCCACGUCCCCUCACCUCCCCUUGCAACCAGUUAAAGGUGUGCAGAAAGGGCCUGGCUGUUGCUGAGAGGGUAGGUAUCAAUCAUGGAGGAAGACCCUUAAGGAUGGUGAAAUAUGAAAGAACUGAAAAUAAGAGAAGACCAGGAAUGCAGGAUGAAAUGCCAAAGAUCACUUUAUUUCUUUGUUUAUUAUCCUUAGAAAUGGAGUCCCCAGCUAUCCAUUCAAAGGAAAUCAGAUAAAAAAUAAGCAGAUUAUCAUAAGAUAUGAUAUCCUUACUUGUGCCAUGUUUCCCGAAACCAGGUGUAUGUUCUUAGCUAUCUCUUAUUCUCCCAGCCAUCUGCAUGACAUGGGCCUUCAUUAGUAUGACCAGUUGGUGCUCAAUGUCAAACAAAAAAUAUUUUAGUUGAUAAUGAGCAGUAAAAUAUGAUUUUACACGUUAAGUACUUGGGAGGGUUAAUUUGUUGGCUAAAAAAUUCAAAGGAAAGAGGUGAUUCAACUGGCCAUAAUCACCCUCAAUAGAUACUAAUCUUAAUCAUGUAUUACGUCUCUUUCUUAAUGGAUCUAGUGUUAUAAUUUUUUUCUACUGGUAGAAAAUAAUAACAGAAGUGAUUUUUGUAUUCCACCCUUGAAAUAAAAUUGAAAGAGAAUUUAAAAUAUUUCUUAACCAAUUGCAUCACAGUAUAAAUAAAACCAAUUCAUUUUGUGUAGACAUUUCAAAUAACAAAAAAAUAACACUGAAAUAAUUCUACCAAUGCAAUGACUGAAACACUUUUCUUAUAUACCACAACAUAGGGAAGAAAGAUGAAGAAUUAAAGCGAAUUGGAAAACCCAUUUUAUUACUUGAGUUUAUAAAAUAGUUGUGGGAUCCAGUAUUUCAAAUGCUACUGGAGUCUAUUAUUGCCAACAUUCUGCAGCAGUAAUAGCUCUGGCUUUCCAAUCGGCAAUAUUUAGAAUCCUCCUGUAGUGACCCGAUUUUAAAUACCAUACUAUAAUUACUAAGUUAAGAGCUAGUUUUGACUCUAUUCCAUGAUUUCAUUAAAUGAAUCAAAGAUGAUGGUUCAACAGUGACAACUUACACUUUGAAUUUCUUUAUGUGUAUGCAAUAUACAUACAAGAACCAAAUUCAGUAAGUGACAUGAAUGUUACCACAUGAACACUAGAUUGUAUUGUUCUUUGUCAGUCAUUUCUUCUGUUCAAUAAAUACUGAAGGACACAAAUGCUUUUUUAUUUUUCAAGAGUUUGCUUUUUCUUCUGGAUUUCGGUAAUUAAUUUGGACAUUUUUCCUCACAUGCUUCUUCAUCUAUUUUAGUGAGAUUUUUCAACAUUGGCAAAACAGAAGGAAAGAGGACAAAUAUUUUACAAACUCUGACUGGAAGCUGAAGUCCUUAAAGACAAGCAAAGGGGGUUCAUUUC
Molecule: messenger RNA, 4718 nt
Organism: Globicephala melas (long-finned pilot whale)
Lineage: Eukaryota; Metazoa; Chordata; Mammalia; Artiodactyla; Delphinidae
Gene: CLVS1
Product: clavesin 1
Biological process (GO): lysosome organization
Cellular component (GO): endosome; trans-Golgi network; membrane
Molecular function (GO): phosphatidylinositol bisphosphate binding
Source: RefSeq, a predicted model, not a curated record